AUGUUGGAUAAAUUACCAGGAGAAGAAAGAAUUUACUUAAGCUCUGACUUGAUUGAUGCUUCUGAUAGAUUCUCGAGAAAUGACCAGGCUCUAACUCCGGAUUUCUUAAACACCAUCAAGGUUUCUGGUCUGCCAAAUCACAGUCUUUGCUUGAAAGUCAGAUGUCCGGUGAUGUUGCUUAGAAACAUUGAUCACACAAACGGACUGAUGAAUGGCACAAGGCUCCAUAUUACAGAGAUGGAUGAUUUACUGGUAAAGGCGAAAGUGAUCACAGGAGAAAAGGUGGGAAGAACUGUGGUCAUUCCUAGACUUUCUAUUACACCUUCUGAUAAGAAAUUGCCAUUCAAGAUGAGGAGGAGGCAGUUGCCUAUUGCAGUUGCAUUUGCUAUUACAAUUAAUAAGAGUCAAGGUCAAUCUCUAUCUCAUGUUGGUUUGUAUCUACCAAGAGAUGUCUUCUCUCAUGGACAACUAUACGUGGCUGUUUCCAGAGUUACAUCAAAAAAGGGAUUGAAGAUUUUGGUUGUUGAUGAUCAAGGAAAGCUUAAGCGUGAGACAAAGAAUGUUGUUUUCAAAGAGAUUUUUCAGAAUCUCUAA
This is a messenger RNA of Brassica rapa (field mustard), 594 nucleotides long. RefSeq names its product ATP-dependent DNA helicase PIF1-like. The record is from RefSeq and is a predicted model, not a curated record. Lineage: Eukaryota; Viridiplantae; Streptophyta; Magnoliopsida; Brassicales; Brassicaceae. Gene Ontology annotation, biological process: DNA replication. Gene Ontology annotation, cellular component: replication fork.